Funneliformis geosporum is the source of this 170-nucleotide messenger RNA. Lineage: Eukaryota; Fungi; Glomeromycota; Glomeromycetes; Glomerales; Glomeraceae. The record is from the annotation of a GenBank genome assembly.
GACAAACUGUAACGUUAAGACGUCCUGUAUUCUCCAGUUUGUUGACUACUUUCAAAGCGAAUCCCAUUUCACAUUCAAAUGUCAAUACUUUAUUAGAGGUUGAAAUCAAUGUAAUACCUCUUUCAAACGCUAAAAUCUCGUUAGAAAUUCUGCAAAAUGAAACAGAAUGA